AUGGGAGUGCAACCUCAUCACUAUUUACUAAACAUCCAGGAACAGAUGACCAAAGCGCGUCGGAGCCCGCCUUUUAGCAAGCAUUCCUUGCGCUGGCACCGCCACCAUGAGCCGAACUCUGAAGAGACCGAGCACCUGAAAGAGAGACUUCUACGCAUCCACAAGAUGAAACUUACACACUUCAGGCUGAGUCACAUGAAGAAGGUCGUUGAGCCAUCCGUGCAUGUCGUCGUGCUGCCCGAAGAGGCCCAAAAGCUGAAAGAAAAGAUCCUACGCUCCCACAAGGCCAAGCCCACGCGCUUCAGCCUAAGCCACAUGAAAACGGUCGUCGUACCACCCGUCGACAUUCCCAGGGAGAUGAACUGCCAACGGGCAUUGACUAUGAUCGUUGCCGGUCGCAACGUGCCACUCACGCGCACCAUGUGGGACAACACCAAGCGAAAGGUGCACUACAUGGAGCAGAUCCCCGAGUCAUACCCAUUGGACUGCACACUCUUCCGAUGA
Molecule: messenger RNA, 504 nt
Organism: Peronospora farinosa
Lineage: Eukaryota; Oomycota; Peronosporomycetes; Peronosporales; Peronosporaceae
Source: the annotation of a GenBank genome assembly